GGAAACUCUGUCCCAGAUUCCCAAACUAAUGGCUGGGACAUUACCAACGUCUUUCCUUGGUAAUUGGAGAGGAUCCCCAAGGGGUUCAGCCACAUACCUGAUUUCGAAGGUUGUCAUGCCAAUCACCACUAGUUGAUUUGACCAGACCUGACUCCUGAGUCUCCUGCCCCUUGGGUUUCAGUGAAGCCAAGCAAUUAACCAUUGCCCCCACACGGUACUUCCUUGUUCUCACUUCCUUAGUCUUUCUGUUCCCACUGAAGAGCAAUGAUACCAACCCUCACCGUGCUGCGCAAACCGUCCUUCGGAGUCCUUCCCAGUGAUCGUCCUAUGCUCAAGUCUAUAAAUUCUACGUUCUCUGUCGAUUUAUCCUUGUCAAAUUCGAGUUUUUUUGGUGGGUUUGUCUCAACGAAAGGUGUUUGUGAGAGAAAUAGAGUCCAGGGUCUGAACAAAAUGGUUAAAGCUUCUGCUUUUAAACGUGGUGAUGGUGAUGAAGGUGUUAGAGUGCUUCAACAGGAAACUUUUGUUGAUGGGUCACCCAAGUUUCGUCGGGAGCUUAUGGCUGAUGGGCUGGAGCCCACCCUCAAUAGAAUGAGCAAGUGGCUUGUAGCUGGCCUUUUUGGUGGUGUCAUUCUUUGGAGGCAUGAUGCGGUAGCCAUAUGGGCUGCUAUGGGGUCUGUUCUAAAUUCUAUGCUCUCCAUUAUCCUCAAACGGAUACUAAACCAAGAGCGACCUGUUUCCACAUUGAGAUCUGACCCUGGGAUGCCAUCUACACAUUCACAAUCCAUCUUCUUCACUGUCGCAUUUACUAUUGUGUCAAUUAUGGAAUGGUUAGGGAUGAAUGAAUUUUCGAUAACCAUCAGUGGUCUCACCCUGGCAUUUGGUUCAUAUCUGUCAUGGCUGCGGGUCUCACAACAAUUUCAUACAGUAAACCAAGUUGUCGUGGGUGCUAUAUUGGGAUCCAUUUUCUCCAUUUUGUGGUCAUGGUCUUGGGAUGCUGUUGUGCUACAAGCAUUUAUUUCCUCUUUCUGGGUUCGAACAAUUGUUGUUCUGGGAGCUGCCGGAUUUUGCCUAGGCUUUCUUGUAUAUGUGGUUCUCAAUUGGUUUAGGGAUGAGGACCAAUUCUCCAAAUAGUAGAUAUAAUUGCAAGCUGAGCUGCAAGUUUUCUACAACUUUUCUUACUAAACAAACUAGAAGCUAACUAAUGAACCACUCUAAGAGUGUCUGUGUGCGCACACAAAUGCACGCAUCAUGCAAUAAAAGCCUUUUAACCAUCUAUCUUGAAAAUCAGAUGGCAGGAGCAGAUGUAAAAUUUCAGGCAGCAAUUGUAUGCUAGAGAAGUUGUCUCAUUCUUGAUUAGAGAAUUUCAUAAUAGGCUGGUAUGGGUUGGUAUUUUCCUUCUUCUUUUUUUUUUUUUUUGUUAAUUUGAGUGAAAAGGGAUUAUUUCAUUGGAUCAGACAUUUUAUAAUUAUAUCAGAGGAUUUAUGGAA
Alnus glutinosa is the source of this 1487-nucleotide messenger RNA. Its product is annotated as lipid phosphate phosphatase epsilon 2, chloroplastic. Gene Ontology annotation, molecular function: dolichyldiphosphatase activity. Gene Ontology annotation, cellular component: intracellular membrane-bounded organelle; endoplasmic reticulum membrane. The coding region runs from base 265 to 1131 and encodes 288 amino acids. Lineage: Eukaryota; Viridiplantae; Streptophyta; Magnoliopsida; Fagales; Betulaceae. Gene Ontology annotation, biological process: protein N-linked glycosylation; lipid biosynthetic process. The transcript has 4 exons. The record is from RefSeq and is a predicted model, not a curated record.